CGAUCGUCUCAUUUGAACCGGGAGGAUUGGUGACUAUCCGCGUCCACGAGAAGAUUGGAAACCAAUUUAUCCGCGCGAUAUUUGAUUUUUUUUAAAUUACCCGGAAAGAGAUUCAUAAAUACGGUAUAUGAGAGUGGUGGCUCCGGUAAAUGGGAUGCAUAAUGUCUAAAAGGACAGGCAGAAGAAGAAGAAACAACGCUAAACACAAGAAUGAAGAAUCGGCUACUGCCCUGAAUGAAUCAGAACACAUAUUGGAUCUUGGAAAGUUUGAAGAGAUGAAACGACCUCAACUUCAGACGUUAUGCAAACGGUUUGGACUUAAAGCUUCAGGAAAGAAUACUGAGCUUGUUGAGAGACUUAAAGAACAUGUCAGCAACAACAACAACAACAACAACAACAAUACAGAGGAACAACCAUUGUCAUCAAGUUCUCACCAAGAAACAGAGGAACCUGAAAAGCCAGGCAAUGUUACCUUUGAAAAAGCUGACAGUCAUGUACAGGAAGUGAAUGAACCCAAAAAACUAAGCAAUGUUACUUUUGAAAUAGCUGAUAGUCAAAUUCCCACAGAUGAACAUGUCCAUAUUAGCAGUAAUGAUAGUAGUAGCUGUGACUCUCCAAGUAGUCGUGUAGACCUUCAAGCAGGUGACGUGAAUGGGUGUGUCAACCCAGACAGCACAGUAGAAGCAAAUGAUCAAGCAAAUGCAGAGCAAGCAAAGUCUAAACCUGAUUUGUCUUCAAGCAGAAUUUUGAAAGACCUGAACUGCAUAGACCCAUCUUCCACAGGUCAAAACAGUGAUACAAAGAAAGCUAAAUUGGAUACUUGUACCAAAUGGUGCGUUGUUGAAGGCCUUUUUAAACAGGAAAACAAGGCCAUGUGGAAGAAGAUUUUUCUUUCUGGAGGGAAGGCUAUGAUUUCCAACAGUUUUGGUAAAAGAGUCCCUUUUGUUUUGGAGCCAUGUGGAUUGAUGACGCCCAAAGACUGUGAUGACAACUAUAUCUGUGGAAGCUGUGUCAGGGACAAUGAAGUAGCAUUAAGAUGCAAAGGUAGCUCAAGAGUUGUGCAUUCUUCUGCUGUGCCACAAGAACCUGAUGAUGCUGAGCCCACUGCUGUAUGCAGCACACCCUUAUCAUCCAGUCACAGUCUGCUGACAAGCUUUUCAAGAUCAGGCUCAGUGAAGCGCAAGAGGAGUGAAGAUGCAAACAGUUCUGUAGUGAACUCAUCGACUGACUUUAACCAAAUGGAGAAGAAACCGAGGAAAGAUACCAUUGUCAGAUCUGGUAGCAGCACUCCAGCAAGCCCUCAAGUUCGCAGAGCCAGGGGAGAACAGCUGGUGUUACCCAGAAACCUCACGAGACCAUGGCAACCAAAGAAAACAACAAAGACAUCACAGAGUGUUGUUAGAGAAGACACAGAAUUUGCCAAAAGAGUUGAGGAGAUUAUCAAAAAAACACAACCAGGCUCAGAAGAAGAAAUGUUCAUGAUAAUGUUUUCUAAAUCUAGCAGGAUUCAACGUUCACCCACUAAGACUACUGAGUAAUGUUCUUAUUUAAGUGAGAUUGCAUCAAAGUUUUAAUUUGCAGGAGGUUUUGGCAGCCUACAACUUUGAUAAAUAUUGUUUGUAAACAAGAUUGUAACAUAGCUUCAUCGAAUGAGUAAACAGCAGUAAUUGAAAUAUUUCAAGUUGUAGCCUAAGCAUCCAAUUUGACUCAGAAUUUCU
Pocillopora verrucosa is the source of this 1718-nucleotide messenger RNA. RefSeq lists its product as uncharacterized. Gene Ontology annotation, cellular component: nucleus. Gene Ontology annotation, biological process: system development. The record is from RefSeq and is a predicted model, not a curated record. Gene Ontology annotation, molecular function: chromatin binding. NCBI's taxonomy places the organism in Eukaryota, Metazoa, Cnidaria, Anthozoa, Scleractinia, Pocilloporidae.